UUCCCAGCACUUUCCCUUUCUCUUUCUCUAAAUCUAUGUCCUCUUGCUCCUGGCUCCUCCCCGUUGAAUAACUGCCAAAUAGCUUUGUUUUGUUUCAUAGUAAAGUCCUUCCCAGUGCAGAGAACUUCCUGGCUGGUGUGAGGAGCAGCCGGGACCACAGAGGUGGUGGAGAGAUGCCCCCCAUCUGCAACCAGCUUUCCUUUGUGAACCCGGUCGUCCCCUUCUCUAGGGCCAUACCAGAGGGCCUCCAGUAUGGACAUCAGGUCACUGUCAAAGGGAUGUUUCUUCCGUCCUGUGGAAGCAGGUUUGCUGUGAACUUUCAGACGGGCUUGAGUGACAAUGACAUUGCUUUCCACUUCAACCCUCGGUUUGAAGAGGGCGGGUAUGUGGUCUGUAACACCAAGCAGAAAAAAUGGUCUAAGAAGGAAGAGAGGAUGAUGAUAAAUCCCUUCCAGAUGGGAAUUCCUUUUGAGAUCAGCUUCCUGGUGGAGAACUCUGGAUUCCAGGUGAAGGUGAAUGGAAAGGACUUUACGAAGUACACACACCGCGUGCCCUUCCACCGCGUGGACACCAUCUCCUUUACCGGUGGUGUGGAGGUGACACAGAUCAGCAUCGAGGACGCCCGUGCCGUCUGUCUCCAGAGGAUGAUCUCUGAGGUGCAGUCCUACCCCAGUGCCUGUGACUCACCUGAGUCCAAAGAGUGGAAACCAAAACCUCCAAGUUACUGGCAGGCCAUCGUGGCUCCCAUUAUGCAAAAUAUCAUCCCUGGACUCAAGUGCCUUGUAAGUCUGCAAGCUCCAGUCAGUGCACAACCUGGCUCCCUCCUGCUGAAUCCUUAAUCCAGAAUCCAUGACGUACUCCAUCCCCCCUGGGGGUCACCAUCUUGAAACAGCAAAAGCCAACUCCUUCCUUUGAAUUAGCCAAUCAAGAAAGACUGUGCACCUGAGCUCCAAUCAAGAGCAAGGCAUAGGUCACGUGCAUCAGGGAUUAUAAAGCCAAGCAGACCCCCUGCUCCUGUGUGAGGACUUCCAGACCAUGUGUGUGCACCCUUCUGGGUAGAAGUAAAGAUGUUUGCCUUGCU
Messenger RNA from Myotis lucifugus (little brown bat), 1081 nucleotides. RefSeq names its product galectin-9. Bases 174 to 839 code for a protein of 221 amino acids. The transcript is spliced from 8 exons. The record is from RefSeq and is a predicted model, not a curated record. Gene Ontology annotation, molecular function: carbohydrate binding. Lineage: Eukaryota; Metazoa; Chordata; Mammalia; Chiroptera; Vespertilionidae.